Molecule: messenger RNA, 2346 nt
Organism: Pseudozyma flocculosa PF-1
Lineage: Eukaryota; Fungi; Basidiomycota; Ustilaginomycetes; Ustilaginales; Ustilaginaceae
Exons: 2
Coding region: 1-2346 (781 amino acids)
Biological process (GO): carnitine metabolic process
Cellular component (GO): mitochondrion
Molecular function (GO): carnitine O-acetyltransferase activity
Source: RefSeq, a predicted model, not a curated record
AUGGCGCCCAGACUAGACCAGGCUGAUGCUGCGGCACACUCAAAAAAGACCAGCAGCGGCCAGCCGGACAACGCCCAGGCAAUCGAACAACAGACCAAGGGCAAGGAUGCCGGCAAAUCCGAGGGCCUCGGAGCGGGCAAGACGUUCGAGGGCCAGUCCAAGCUGCCCAAACUACCCAUCCCCAAGCUCGAGGACUCCUGCCAGCGAUACCUCAGCAGCCUCAAGGCGCUCCAGUCCCCCGAGGAGCACGCAAAGACCACAAAGGUCGUCGAAGCCUUCCUCAAGACCGACGGUCCAAAGAUGCAGCGGGCUCUCGAGGACUAUGCCAGCGGGCGCGCCAGCUACAUCGAAGAGUUCUGGGACGAAAGCUACCUCAUGGCCAGCGACAGCGUCGUCCUCAACCUCAAUCCGUUCUUCAUCCUGGAAGAUGACCCAACUCCAACCCGCGGCAACCAGUUGAUGCGAACCGCCAAUCUGAUCCUGGCCAGCCUUGCCUUCGUUCACGAUCUCCGUACCGGCGUCCUCGAGCCGGACAACGUCCGAGGCACCCCCCUCGACAUGUACCAGUAUACCAAGCUCUUUGCGACCUCGCGCAUCCCUACCACCAACGGCUGCCGCAUGGAGACGUCUCCAGACAGCCGUCACGUCGUUGUCAUGCGCCGCGGACAGAUCUACUGGUUCGAGGCGCUCGACGAGGAGCACCGACCCCUGCUCACCGAGCGUGCCAUGCUCGGCAACCUCCAGGCCAUUGUGCGAGACGCCGAACAGAUCGCACCCGGCCAGGUGGCGGACGGCGCUAUGGGCAUCCUCACCACCGAGAAGCGGCCGAUCUGGAGCAUGUAUCGCGACCACCUCCAGGAGAAUCCAAACAACCGCAAAUGCCUUGAGGUCGUCGACAGUGCACUCUUUGUCGUCUGCAUGGAUGACAGCGAACCCACCGACGCCGCCGAGCUGAGCAACAAUAUGCUCUGCGGCACCUAUCGUCUCGAUGGCGGCAAGCAGGUUGGCACCUGCACCAACCGCUGGUACGACAAGCUGCAGAUCAUCGUGUGCGCCAACGGUGCUGCCGGCAUCAACUUUGAGCACACGGGCGUCGACGGCCACACGGUUUUGCGCUACGUCGCCGACAUCUACACGGAGCUCAUCAUGCGCUUUGCCAAAUCCAUCAACAGCGCCACAAAGAGCCUCUUCAAGGCCAAGACCAGCCCAUGGGCCAAGGGCGCCGGCAAGCGGGCCCCGCCAGCGCCCUCGGCGAGCGGCGCCAGCCCGGACGAGAGCGAGGCCGAUAAGCUCGAGGAGGUCGAGCAGGCCACCUCUCCGCGAAAGCUCGAGUGGACGCUGACGCCGAAGUUGGCCGCGGGUAUCCGACAUGGCGAGAUGCGCCUGUCGGACCUCAUCUGCCAGAACGAGUGCCAGGUGCUCGAGUUUGACAAGUAUGGCAAGAACUUCAUCACGCGGCACAAGUUUUCGCCCGAUGCCUUCGUCCAGAUGGCGUUCCAGGCGGCCUACUAUUCGCUCUACGGACGAUGCGAGACGACCUAUGAGCCAGCGAUGACCAAGGCCUUCCUGCACGGGCGUACCGAGGCGAUCCGGACGGUGCAGCCGCACUCGCUCGACUUUGUCGAGUCGUACGUCUCGUCGGACACCAAGAUCGAGGACAAGCUGGCCGCGCUGAAAAGGGCGUGCGACGGCCAUUCAAAGCUGUCGCGUGCGUGCGCCACGGGCAACGGCCACGACCGGCACCUCUACGCCCUGCUGGCCGUGUUCAAGAAACAGCAGGCCGAAAACGGCGCCGACGAGCCCGUGCCGGAAUUGUUCCGCGAUCCUGGUUACGCGACGUUGAGCCACACUGUGCUCUCGACGUCAAACUGCGGCAAUCCAGCCCUGCGCAUCUUUGGCUUCGGACCCGUGGCUCCGGACGGCUUCGGCAUUGGUUACAUCAUCAAGGAUGACGGCAUCACAGUGUGUGCCUCGUCCAAGCACCUGCAGACCAAGCGCUACCUCGAGGCGCUCGAGGGCUACCUGGUUCGGACGCAGCACAUGAUCGUUGAGCAUUACAAGGCGGCCAACGUGCGCGCCAAGGACACCUACAUCGACCACGCGGGCGUCGAGUGCUCAGUACGCACCGGCCUGCCGAUCGGCUCCAAACCCAAGACUGGUAGCAACGGCUACUCGGAUGACUGGGAAAACUACUCCAGGCACAACGUGGGCGAGAGCGGUUACAGCUUCUUUGGAGAUGCCGGAUCGACGCAGAACAAGGACGAUGCGGAGAGGAAGGGCCACAACCGCCGCAACAGCCGGCUUUCCGGCGUCGGUCGCACGCUCAUGUACAACGACUACAACUAA